GAGCCAGAACCUCCCUCCUUCUGCCCAGAGAGUUUAUUCCCACCACAAACUCCAUUUAAAAAUUGCACAAACAGGGACUCUAUGCUCACCAGUUUCCCCACCUCUUGUGCCAUGGGAUAUUUAGUUGAAUUUGGGUGGUUUAUUCUCCUGGUGGCAGUUGUAAACAUUGAGGCUCAAAAGCAGCCCUUAAAUAUCCAAUCCAAAUGCCUGGGGACCGUCAUGCGUGUGGACCUCGGUCUACUUGGAGGAUAUCUUCUUGAAGUGUCUGCUGUCCAAAAUAACUCUGCAAUCCUCCUCACACCAAGUUUAGCUGCUCAGUGUGGCUUCAGGAUAGAGAUAGACCAGCUGGGGAACGCCAAGAUUUACGCCUCCCUUCAAAACUGCUUUGCUCAAAAUGUGGGCGAUAAAGCAUUCACAACAACAUUAAACCUUCAACUGCGCGGCAACGGGAUGUUUGAAGACGAGCUGUACCAGGUGGCUGAAACCUGCCACUAUACCGCCUGGGCUUCCAGGGAAAUUGUGUGUGACCGCGACUAUAUGCAGGUGUCUGUGAAAAGGGCAGCUCCAGAUGAUUACACCCUGCCUGAACAUCCUGUGUCAGGGUCGCAGCCCAAGUUUGGUGAUCUGCGACGAGACUCUGAGAAAAAGCCAAUCGAUUCAGGAUUCAGAAUCACAGCCAUGGUGUUCUUCACUCCAGAGGAGCGGGUGAUGAAGAUGAGCGAGGCCAUGAGCAGAGGUUACGGCAUCUCAAACACCCCGACCAGGCUCGUCCUGCGAAGCCCCAAGACUUCACCUGAAACAUACACCCAGGAUGUAGCAGGUAUACCCAUGACGGUGCUCAGAACCUCAACGCAAUUUCAAAAGAAGUGGAUGGCGACUCACAUCGAGGCAGAAGCUGCUUGCCCGAUACUGGAAGGAAGUGUUUCCUUCACGCCACACUCCAUCAGCUGGUUCCUGCCGAGGCACAUCGACCCUCUGAUCUCCUCCGGUCAGUUUCAGCUGCUGGAGGUGCACAUGGGCGUUGACGGCGAGAGGCUGGACGGUGCAGAGAUGGACGCCAGGCAGUACUCGCUGUCUGUCAAUGACAUGCACAUCAUCCUCGAAAUUCCUGUCGGGGCUGUCGGUGGCCACUUUAAGAGUCAUGUUCAGGACGGUCAGUACUUCGCUUCUUACACCAUCGAGCCGAUGCUCGAGCUACUCUGGACUGAAGAAACCACUCACGAGGACACGAAAUACAAAGUCCUGCUUCCCUUCACGACACCGUUAAUGCCUCAAUCUCCGCAAGUUAUUGACAACACUGUUCCUGAGGAGCGGAUGUUUAAGGUGGCGCUUGGGCCUUUCAGCUCUGAUGUGGCUCUAAUGAACAUCACCGUCCCCUCCGGGGUUUUGUCUGUGGCGGACUCGGCUGCCAGAGGCCUGAACCUCCUCGAGCACAUGUCCCCCAACAGCAGCUCAAAGGUCUUUACACUUGACGUGCCCUUCACGGACCAGCUCGUGCUACAGAUGAAAGGAACAGCGAUCACAGUCUACAAUCUUGACGUGACUUUUGGCCUGCUGGUGCUGCCGGAGUUUUCUCCGUUUUCUCACACUGUUAAUCUGCAGGCCGAAGUAAUGGACAUAGUUAAUCCCUCUGUCUCUGGUGGCUGUGAUUAUCAAAACUUCUUCGUCCUGGUGAACUACGGGAGCCACGGCUACAACUUUGACACCAUAGUGGGAGGGCAGGUGUUGACUGCGGAGCUGGCUCAGCAGUACGGCUUCGUGGACAACGGCACACACGGCAGUUUCAAUGUACCGUUCACUUCCCCCAACAUCGCGGUCGAGGCCAUUGAGUCGUCGUCCAUCAGGAGCAGACUCGAUGUGGCUCUGAGGAAUCCAGAAACCAACAAAAAUAUCAAAGAAUUCUCCAUGGCUUGCAAUUUCGUCUCAACAAUGACUGAGUGUUUCCCUAAUGGGACCAUGACGGCUCUGGCUAUGAAAGUGGAGUCGGUUCCCAGUCUGAACCCGGGUCAGCUCACCCUCAGAGACCCCGCCUGUAGUCCCUCCUACAGCAACGACCAGUACGCCUAUUUUGUCUUUACUGUAAACUCCUGUGGGACGACCAGAAAGUUUUUGCACAAUAUGAUGAUGUAUGAAAAUGAAAUCUCCCUUCCGGAUGAACUCGAAGGGAAAAGGAAUUCAAACGCUGAGGAGCCGGAGUAUGAGUUAAAGGUUUUCUGUUAUUACGACAUCAGCACAAAUCAAGCUGUGGCCUUCCACACCAGACCUCGCAGGAGCGAACCAUAUGCUGAAAACUCCAAAGGCGAGCUGCAGGUUGAAAUCCGACUCGCUACGGACGACUCCUACAGCACGUUUCACAGGUUCGAUGAUCCGAUCGCAAAGUACCUUCAACAGCCGCUGUACUUUGAGGUGGAACUGAUGAGGUCUUUAAACCCAGAGGUGUCUCUGGAGCUGGUGAACUGCUGGGCAACUCUGGAGGACGACAGGACGUCCCUUCCCAGAUGGGACCUCCUAGUUAACGGCUGUCCAAACCCAAAGGACCCGAACCACGUGAUCUUCCAUCCUGUUCUGCCUGAUACCAGAGUUCAGCAUCCUACUAACGUCAAACGCUUUGAGGUCCCCAUGUUCGCCUUCGCAAAAGACCAAGAUAACUUGAAUGACCAGGUCUUCGUCCACUGUGACGUGGUUGUCUGUGAUCCCAGAAAUCCAAUGGACAGAGCUUGUUAUAGACAAUGUUCAAACCAGGACAACAGGAUCAAGGGUCAAAAACGUGCUGUUUCAGAUGGCGACAGUUUCAUACCCGUGUCUUCAGGACCCAUACUUAUCACAAAAUCAUAAUAAAACUUUACAAGACCCCA
Centropristis striata (black sea bass) is the source of this 2855-nucleotide messenger RNA. RefSeq lists its product as uncharacterized. The record is from RefSeq and is a predicted model, not a curated record. The transcript has 21 exons. Bases 82 to 2835 code for a protein of 917 amino acids. NCBI's taxonomy places the organism in Eukaryota, Metazoa, Chordata, Actinopteri, Perciformes, Serranidae.